AUGUCAAAGGGUUAUGUAUGGACAGAAGAUUACGAUGAAGCUACUGUAGGGUUUAUAAUAAUAUCUGCUGCACUAGUCUUUUUCAUGGUACCGGGUCUGGGUUUUUUAUAUUCAGGCUUAGCAAGAAGAAAAUCUGCUUUGGCUUUGAUAUGGGUAGUACUUAUGGCCACUCUGGUUGGAAUGUUACAGUGGUAUUUUUGGGGUUAUUCUCUUGCAUUUAGUAAAACUGCCACAAAUAAUAAAUUUAUCGGUGAUUUGAAUUCUUUUGGUUUUAGAAAUGUUUAUGGUAAAGCUAGCCCAGAUGAUACGUAUCCAGAAAUCGCCUUUGCUACCUUCCAAAUGAUGUUCAUGUGUGUAACUUUAAGCAUUGUUUCUGGUGCUACUGCAGAAAGAGGGAAAUUGUUUCCUCAUAUGGUGUUUCUUUUUAUCUUCGCUACUAUAGUGUAUUGUCCGAUCUGUUAUUGGAUUUGGGCUCCAGGCGGUUGGGCUUAUCAAUGGGGGGUCCUUGAUUGGGCCGGUGGAUUCCUUGAAAUAGUCUCUGCUGUAGGUGGUUUUGUGUAUUCUUACUUUUUAGGUAGACGUAAAGAAAAUCUACUUAUUAAUUUCAGACCACACAAUGUGUCCAUGGUCACUUUGGGCACAGGUAUACUUUGGUUUGGUUGGCUUUUAUUUAAUGGUGGGUCUACAUUGACACCAUCCCUUAAAUCAGCCUACGCUUUCUUCAACACAAAUAUUAGUGCCGUAACAGGUGGUAUGACUUGGUGUUUACUAGAUUAUAGAUCUGAAAAAAAAUGGUCUACUGUUGGUCUAUGUUCAGGUAUCAUCUGUGGUCUAGUGGCUGCCACUCCAUCAUCCGGGUGUAUUACUCUUUAUGGUUCGUUGAUUCAGGGGAUUAUUGCAGGUUUUGUUUGUAACUUUGCCACUAAGAUUAAAUAUUAUAUGAAAGUUGAUGAUUCCUUAGAUUUACUGGCUGAACAUGGUGUAGCUGGUGUAGUCGGACUUUUUUUUAAUGCUCUCUUUGGUGCAGAUUGGGUCAUUGGUAUGGAUGGAACUACUUCUCACGGUGGUGGUUGGUUAACACAUAACUGGAAGCAGAUGUAUAAACAAAUUGCAUAUAUUGCUGCCGUGUCGGGUUAUUGUGCCGUGGUGACCGCUUUGAUCUGUUUUGUCUUGGAACAUAUACCAUAUAUUCAACUGCGUGUCGAUGAAGAUGCAGAGGCUCGUGGUUUAGAUGAAGAUCAAAUUGGUGAAUUUGCAUACGACUACGUCGAGGUUAGAAGAGAUUAUUAUGAAUGGGGGGUCGAUACAGAUAAUAUUCAUUCUUCUUCUGCAGAAACACAAACAGAAGAUGAAGAUUGUGAACACACUGACGAUAACUCUAUUAUGGCAGAUACAACUACAUCUGUUUCACAAAAUAAUAAUAUUGAUGAGCGUUUAUCUGAAAAAGUUGAGAUGACCUCUUAA
Messenger RNA from Arxiozyma heterogenica, 1464 nucleotides. It is a transcript of the gene MEP3, whose product is annotated as ammonium permease MEP3. Bases 1 to 1464 code for a protein of 487 amino acids. The record is from RefSeq and is a predicted model, not a curated record. Lineage: Eukaryota; Fungi; Ascomycota; Saccharomycetes; Saccharomycetales; Saccharomycetaceae. Gene Ontology annotation, molecular function: ammonium channel activity. The transcript has a single exon. Gene Ontology annotation, biological process: ammonium transmembrane transport. Gene Ontology annotation, cellular component: plasma membrane.